UUUGCAGGAGAUGACUUGGAAAACACCAUGUCUUAGUUUUCUUUACCCACUAUUUCCAUGCAUUUUCGUCUUCAUCUUCUUCCUUUGAGAAUCUGCCUGUCCUUUGCUCUCAGAGAAUUAACAUUUGAGGGAGCGGGUCAGGCUUCUCCAGAUAGAUCUUUAAGGAUCACAUUAGUUGGAGAAGGCAAUACAUAAUUCAUUAAUGGCUUCAACUUCCGAUUCCCCGCCUUCGGCUGAUUCAUCUUCCUCGGAUUCUCCUCCGUCACCCCCACCGGAUUCAAAUUCACCUGACGAUUCCACCUCCUCGCCGCCACCCCAGUCCCCUCCUCCAUCAUCCCCUCCACCACAGUCUCCCCCGCCGCAAUCUCCUCCUCCCUCAUCGCCACCACCGUCCGAUAACCAAUCACCCCCACCGCCACCCGACCAAGACAAUGGCAACAACUCAUCUCCUCCCCCUCCUCCACCUUCUAAUAGCAACGAUAACAACGGUGGAGACGAUAACAAAACAAGGAGCCCUCCGCCGCCUCCACCUCCAUCGAAUUCCAAGGGAGAGUUUUCGCCUCCGCCACCGGUGCACCGGUUGUCUCCAUCGGAAAAAAGUUCACAUGGACCAUCGAGUAAUCCAUCACCGUCAUCAGGUAGCAACAACGAUGGAUCUCAACUGAGCGUACCAGCUAUCAUUGGGUUGGCUGCCGGAGCAGGCUUGCUGCUGCUCGUGUUCAUUAUCGCCUUCGUUGCAUGCAACAGAAGGAAGAAGAAGAGAUCUGAAGGUCCCAUUAUUUACUACGCCAACAAAAAAUUUGAUGAUGACUAUUACAAGCACGCAAAGAAGGGAAACAAUUGGAACAAUACUGGUUACAACACUGGUGACCAACACGUUAUGAACAUUCCGGCACCUCCAGGAGGAGGAGGAGGAGGCGUGAAUAAGACUCCUUGGGGAGCACCGCCGGCUCCAUUCUCCGGAAACAUGAACAGCGGUGAGAUGAGCAGCGCGAGCUAUUCAGGGCCGGUAGGUCCUCCGCUGCCUCCGCCACACCCCUCGGUGGCACUAGGGUUCAACAAGAGCACCUUCACGUACGAGGAGUUAGCGGCGGCAACCAAUGGGUUCGCCCAAGGGAACCUGCUGGGACAAGGCGGGUUCGGGUAUGUGCACAAAGGAGUGCUGCCGAACGGGAAGGAGAUAGCCGUGAAGAGCCUCAAGUCCACGGGAGGGCAAGGAGACAAAGAAUUCCAAGCCGAGGUUGAUAUCAUCAGCCGAGUCCAUCAUCGCCAUCUCGUUUCUCUUGUUGGAUAUUGCAUUCAAGAUGGUCGCAGUCUCUUGGUCUAUGAGUUUGUGCCUAACAAAACAAUGGAAUACCAUCUUCACGGAAAGGAUCGGCCUGUUAUGGAUUGGCCGACUAGGCUCAAAAUCGCGAUUGGAUCGGCCAAAGGACUUGCUUACUUGCACGAGGAUUGCCACCCACGGAUCAUUCACCGUGACAUAAAAGGCGCAAACAUUCUACUUGAAAACAACUUCGAAGCUAAGGUGGCAGAUUUUGGAUUGGCAAAGUUUACCCAAGACAACAACACCCAUGUUUCCACUCGUGUAAUGGGAACAUUCGGGUAUUUGGCUCCUGAGUAUGCUUCAAGUGGCAAAUUAACUGAGAAGUCUGAUGUCUUCUCAUUCGGUAUUAUGCUCCUGGAGCUCAUAACAGGACGACCUCCGGUUGACACCACCGGAGAGUAUGAAGAGGACAGUUUAGUUGACUGGGCCAGACCUCUUUGCAUAAAGGCGAUGGAAAGUGGAAGCUUUGAAGGUCUGGUGGAUCCACGAUUAGCGAACAAUUAUGACAUGCAGGAGAUGGCCCGUAUGGUGGCUUGUGCUGGUGCCAGUGUCAGGCACUCCGCGAGAAGGCGACCAAAAAUGAGCCAAAUUGUACGCGCACUGGAGGGUGAUGUGUCACUGGAUGACCUGAGCGAGGGAGUGAAGCCUGGGCAGAGUUCAAUAUUCACAAACAGCAGUAUGGAAUAUGAUGCUAGCACUUACAGUGCGGACAUGAAGAAGUUCAGAAAGCUUGCAUUGGAUAGCGGCUACGCAAGCAGUGAAUUUGGCCAAACAAGCGAGUAUGGUCUCAACCCCUCCUCCUCAAGCAGUGAAGAGCACUCUUCUGAAUACGGCAAGUCCAAGUAAUUAACAAUCUAUCGAACGUGCCCCCCCAAACGACGUCGCACCCACUUUCACCCGCAAACCUCCAGCUUGUGAACCCAAUAAAAUCAUCUCCAUUAAUUAGAAAUCCUUGUUUUAUCAACUUGUUGCAUUACUUUAGCUACCUAGACUACGCUUCUUUUAUUUCAGCUGUUAUUCUUAUUUUGGUAUCACGUACACUAAGCUGGAGGGGGAAAAAGUAUUUCUUUUAUUUGCGAAAAAAGGGGAGAAUAUUGAAUCACUUGUGUUACAUUUAUCUACAUUAUUAAUUAACAUGUAGAAGGGGUCGCUGCAAUUUGUCUAACUUCA
This is a messenger RNA of Prosopis cineraria, 2494 nucleotides long. RefSeq names its product proline-rich receptor-like protein kinase PERK7. Gene Ontology annotation, biological process: protein phosphorylation. Lineage: Eukaryota; Viridiplantae; Streptophyta; Magnoliopsida; Fabales; Fabaceae. The record is from RefSeq and is a predicted model, not a curated record. Gene Ontology annotation, molecular function: protein kinase activity; ATP binding. The transcript is spliced from 9 exons. The coding region runs from base 203 to 2170 and encodes 655 amino acids.